CCAUUUUCAAAAAUGUCUGAUUCUUCAGAAUCGUCGAAGUCUAAUAUCGAUCCCCAAGAAAGAGAGGAUAGCAAGGAAGAGAAAAGAUCUCUACAGAAACCCAUUGAGCCUGCAGAGGAAUUCUCACAUAUUAGUAAUGGACACUCAAAACAAAAUGAAAGUAAUUCUGAUGUACUGGAAAGAGUUAUCAAGUCUUUUGGAAGGUAUGUCCCUACCACAAGGGAGCAUCUUCCGUACACUACCAAAUUUGGAAAUGAAGGAUACCUAAAGAAAUUAGACCUAUCAGAGAUCAAGUUCGGGAGAAAAUAAAGCCCAUAUCGACACACUCUGUGAUUUCUUGGUCACAUGAGUGGAACUAAAGGAGCUCAAACUGAACUAUUGCCAUAUCAAUCAACCAAAGUGAUAUAAUAGAGUCAUUAAAUCUCUGAAGGAGCUAUAUAAGCUCCAUGUGGUUGAAAUGGUCCAAGACUGGUCAGAAGACCAAGUCACUGUUUAUAUGGACAACUAUAAGGAACUCUUAUCAAUCUUUAAGAGGAUUGUCAGUGUAUAUAAAUUUAAAUUCCUUUCUGAAGAGCAUUUAAAAUAUUACGAAGUGGAGCACUCAGAGCUAGAAAAAGAACUCAGUCUUAAUAAAGAUAUUGUAAAGACUCAUAAAGGCAAUGAUUUAAUUAACUGUACAAAAGUUGCUGCCAAGCAUUCCAAAAUAUGAAUGGCCAUGUUCAAAAUAAUCUCAUUCAAUUUGGUUAUCUCAGAGGAAGACUGGGAAAUUUUAAUUGAGGUGCUUUCUCAAGAGGAUAACAAAGUCUUUGGGCUUGACUUCUCAAGGGCUAACCUCAGAAGUUACUUUAAGAAGUUCCUCGAAGUUAUGAGAACUGAUAAUCUUUAUUUAUACGUGGAUCAAAUCAUUUUUGGAAAAGUCAAUCUUUCUACAAGGAAGAUGAUCAAACUUGCAAAUUUCUUACUAAUCUACUAUUCUGAGACAGAGAACCCAAUGCCUACAAGUAUGAUGUCAUAUGUUCUAAAAUGUGAUGACAACUAUCAGUGCUCUAGAAUCCUUGAACUAAAACGGAACCAGAUCAGGAAGAGCUCAGUGAAUCAUAAGAUUCACGCUGGAGCUCCUUUUGGUGUAAAAUAUAACAGAGACAAUCAUUCCAAAAAUGCCAAUAACGCAAGAGAUUUUUCAAGAAAUAAAGAAAUUGCUGUUGCGAAUAGCGUCUCUGAUAUCGAAAACUCUAUAGUUGACGAUCCCAGGAAGGAAAGAGUCUUGAAAAUAGAUAUGAAAUUACAGAGGAAUCUUUCCGUUUUUGACUACAAAAUUCUUUAUGCUAUCCAUAAACAAUGUGCAGUACAGAUGGAUAUUGAUAUCGUUGGGAAUUAUUAUAAGGAGCCAAAGAAGUUUAACCCCAAUAUAUGGUUUUCUGAAAUCAGAGCUGUGAUUCAAGCAAUGGACUAUUAUAUGGAACCUGAAGAUCAAAGAUUCAUCAACUUUAGGCUGAUGAUCUUCUUCUCAUACAUAAACUUCUUUAUUAUCCUGAUUGCCUGCCUUACUAUCCCACCGAUUCAUAAAGAAAACUGUGGAAGUGGGAUUUCCUGGAAUGGUCAUUUUAUUAUGUGGGCUCUAUGUAUUUUAAGCAUUUUUGUAGAAAUAUUCCUCUUUUAUUGAGCUAUACCUAAGGACAUACUCAAGAAAAUACUUAAAGAAGCUAUAGGUGACCAGAAAGAAAGUGCAAAUAAAAAGAUUGUUACUUUGCUAGCAAUAGUAAUGAAUGGAUGGUUCUUUGUAUCUGGAUUUAUUGCAAAAGCCGAUCUUUAUACUGAUAUAACGUUUGCAUUAGAAGCCAGAGAUUGAGGAUAUCCUGCUGUAGCUGUCUUAAGUUUAAUUUUCUUUGUGUUAUCCAUUUCAUACCAAUUAUAUUCGUUCUUUAAGUUACUCUUCUAUAUCCAUAUAAAGAACUCUGCAUAUCCCGUCUCAGAGCAAGCAGCAAGGCUGCUUCUUUGAGGAGAAUUCAGAUGACUGGCUUUAAUAAUGGAAAGAUUUUCAUUGACAUAUUACACAAAAUUCUUUGGCAAAAAGGUGCAUAUUCCAAAACUCUUGGCAUUCUUAAAAUGUUUCUUUGAGGAUCUGCCUCAAUUCUUUAUUCAACUCUACUUUAUCAUAUCCAAUGAGAAAGACUCUCUCACGGUGUAUAUGUCUAUUUUCAUAAGUUGCUGUUCGCUUGUAAUCUCUUUUAUUGCUUUCUUAAUAGCUACGACCAGUAUUCUCUCAAACGAAAAGCUUGACUACAUCAUGAAGCAAGGGGUGGUCAGGAAUAUUGAGUACAACACCAACAGGCCUGAAGACAUAGAGGAUUCUGAUACCCAAAGAGAGAAGGAACUCCAAGAACUACACGACCAAAGAGACCUACUUUCUGAGAUUGAAUCCUUGCCCACAGAGAACAAAGAGCAAAAACUUUAUAAAGACAAAAUGCGGUUCCAAGCUAAGUAUAAAAUGGAGGUCGAGUCUGAAUUUGGUCGCCACUCCGAGAGAGAACUCCGGUCAAUACAGGAGGAGCUUGAAGAAGCUAGUGAAGGGUUCAAUAUUGAGUUUGAGCAGAAGUAUAAUUCUAAGAAUUUCUCAAAAACAGAGAAGUGUAUUGAAUAUAAGAAGCUUAAAAAUAGUGAAGCUAAAAUUAAUGAGCGAAAUAAAAUACCUUGGAACAAAGAGACUAAGGCCCAAGAAGUCAAAAUACUAGAGCCUAAACUCAAUAGUUCUAAAUUCUCAGAAGAGAAUAGUCCAAAGAGGAAAUCACCUCUAAAGAAGCCGAAGGAGAAGAACCAGUCAUGGCUUGGAAAAAUAAAGAAUACUUUUCUAGGAAAUAAUGAAAUAAAACCUGAAGAGAGUGGUAUAGAAAGCAUGAAUCAUUCAAACUCGACUAAUAAUGGGCAAAAAUCACCAAGAAAACUCGAAGAGGAUAAAUCAAACAAUAAUGGUCAAAUUUUGCCCAUAAAUGCAUUAUCCACCCAGCAAAACUUCUAUGGAACUCGGGCUUCUAUAAGUUGUAAAAAAUCAGGAACACAGGAUUCAAAAGACCAAAAGGCUGACCUCUCUGAUUCUGUAGAUGAGUCUGUCCAGAGCAGAGAAACAAUAUUCCAAAAGAUCACCAAUCAGAUGCAGGAUCAUAAAUCUAAUAAUAGUAAAGAGUAAUAUUCAGUGA
This is a messenger RNA of Moneuplotes crassus, 3194 nucleotides long. The record is from the annotation of a GenBank genome assembly. Lineage: Eukaryota; Ciliophora; Spirotrichea; Euplotida; Euplotidae.